Callorhinchus milii (elephant shark) is the source of this 1061-nucleotide messenger RNA. RefSeq names its product PDZ domain-containing protein GIPC1. Bases 66 to 1061 code for a protein of 331 amino acids. The record is from RefSeq and is a predicted model, not a curated record. NCBI's taxonomy places the organism in Eukaryota, Metazoa, Chordata, Chondrichthyes, Chimaeriformes, Callorhinchidae. The transcript has 6 exons. Gene Ontology annotation, molecular function: protein binding.
ACCGCCGUCGUCGUCGUCGGGACCCAGACGGACGGAGAGGCCGCGGCGGCGGUGAGGGGGCGGACAUGCCGCUGGGACUGAGCCGCAAGAAGAAGGCGGCGGCGGCCACGGCGGCCACGGCGGCGCUGGUGGACAACGAGGAGGCGGAGAGCGAGAUGGGGGGCCCGGGGCUCGGGGGCCCGGGGCUCGGGGGGCCGGGGGGCCCCGGGCCGGGGGGAGGCCUCAGGCCGCGCCUGGCCUUCCACACGCAGUUGGCCCACGGCAGCCCCACCGGGCGGGUCGAGGGCUUCGGGAACGUGCGCGAACUGUACGGCCGCAUCGCCCAGGCCUUCAGCAUCGACACUGACCAGAUCAUGUUCUGCACCCUGAACACGCACAAGGUGGACAUGGAUAAGCUAUUGGGGGGACAAAUCGGGCUUGAAGACUUCAUCUUCGCUCACAUCAAAGGGCAGAGGAAGGAGGUGGAGAUUUACAAGUCUGAGGACGCUUUAGGGCUGACCAUCACCGACAACGGGGCAGGUUACGCCUUCAUAAAGAGGAUCAAAGAGGGCAGCAUCGUGGACAGGAUGAACGUGAUCUUCGUGGGAGAUUUGAUCGAGUCCAUCAACGGGCAGAGCGUAAUCGCGACCCGCCACUUUGAGGUGGCCAAGAUGCUGAAGGGCCUGGUGAGGGGGAGGGUGUUCACUCUGCGACUGGUGGAGCCUCAGAAAGCGUUCGACAUGAUCGGCCAGCGUUCCCGAGGGGGCAGGUCCGGGACCGGGGAGCAGCUGGGGACGGGGAAAGGGACGCUGCGACUUCGCUCCAAAGGCCUGGCCACUGUGGAAGACUUGCCCUCGGUGUUUGAAGAGAAUGCCAUCAAGAAGGUGGAUGACCUGCUCGAGAGCUACAUGGGCAUCAGGGACACGGACCUGGCGGCCACCAUGGUGGACCUGGGUAAGGACAAGCUGAACCCGGACGAGUUUGCCCAGGCUCUGGACGAGGAGCUCGGAGACUUUGCCUUCCCCGACGAGUUCGUCUUCGACGUGUGGGGGGCCAUAGGCGAUGCCAAGGCCGGCCGGUAG